This is a messenger RNA of Thermothielavioides terrestris NRRL 8126, 285 nucleotides long. RefSeq lists its product as uncharacterized. Bases 1 to 285 code for a protein of 94 amino acids. The transcript has 2 exons. The record is from RefSeq and is a predicted model, not a curated record. Lineage: Eukaryota; Fungi; Ascomycota; Sordariomycetes; Sordariales; Chaetomiaceae.
AUGGAUGGCAAGCCGGUUGCCUGCGUCGACGAGCCACAGGCCAUCCUGAUCUUCAACCUGACAUAUGGCACCGGCAUCUUCUCUACCGAGCUUGCAGCGUAUCUAGCUGCACGGCUGUUACGUGAUCCUAAUGUCAUUGGGCCGGCUGACGGUGACGGCGGCAACGACAAGGACAAGACCUCGGAGACCGACGAUGGGGAGGCGCCCGACGAAGCUUCCCAGCGGCUUAACGAGCUACUCUCGCAGGAGACCAGUGGGCGUGGUCAUCCAAAGGCGCUCUGCUAG